Molecule: messenger RNA, 5080 nt
Organism: Doryrhamphus excisus (bluestripe pipefish)
Lineage: Eukaryota; Metazoa; Chordata; Actinopteri; Syngnathiformes; Syngnathidae
Source: RefSeq, a predicted model, not a curated record
UUGUGCGUCUUCCUGGUUUUUUAAAAAAGUCCAACUGGACUGAAACACAAACACUUGAAAUGUAGUCUCAGCCGUCUUUUAAAAAACGAAAGUCACUUUUGUGCAAGCAACAAUUAAGUAAUCAACAUGUUGCUUUUUCUUCUUUUGUUUUUCACGCAAAGUGACGCCUCGCCGAAAUCAGAAGACCCACAACUCUCGUUCCUCAGAUCCAUGUUAGACGACUUUGACGUGCUGACGCUGUCCAGCGUUCACACUCACUCGGUCCGCCGCCGCGACCUUCUCACCAGCCAUGUGGAGAAAGAGAUCAGCUUUCACGCGCUGGAAAGACACUUUCGUCUGUACCUGAGGACCAACGAGCAGAUCUUCACUGAAGAUUUCCGCGCAGUGGUGGUGGACUCUGACGGCGAGCACGAUUACCACGUCAACAGACAUCAUUUCUUCACAGGACACGUCAUUGGGGAGGAGAACUCUCGUGUUCAGGCGCGUGUGGAUGAGCAUGACUUCUCUGCCCACAUCGUGAUGCAAGAGGCGGAGUUUAACGUGGAGCCUCUGUGGAGGUUCACGGUGCCUUCUGAUGGACGCCUGCUGGUCUACCGCUCUGACCACAUCCGAAAUCUCAGCCGAGUGCAGCGGCCAUCCGUCUGUGGCUAUGUGAACUCUGACCCCCGCCACUUGCUUCCUGAAAGCGUGGGCGCCGUGGAGGAUGAAGAGGAGGAAGAGUGCACGUCAAGGGUGAGGCGUGGUGUGCACGAGCACCGGAAGAACACGUGUCCUCUGCUGCUGGUGGCUGACCAUCGCUUCUUCAAGCACAUGGGUCGCCAGGAGGAGAGCACUACCCUCAACUACCUGAUCGAGCUCAUCGACCGUGUAGACGACAUCUACAGGAACACUUCGUGGGACGACGAGUUCUCCGGCUACGGCGUCCAAAUCCAGCAGAUCGUCAUCAAGAAGAUGCCGACCCCCGUGGCGCCAGGAUCGAUCCACUUCAACAUGGCUGGAAGUCCGGUGGCGGGCCGAAAUGUGUGGGAUGUCAAGCGUCUUCUGGAGUUUAGCGUGGACAUGGCGGAGAAGGCGGCCAACGUGUGCCUGGCCCACCUCUUCACCUACCAGGACUUCGACGAGGGCACGCUGGGUCUUGCUUACGUGGCACCCGCCAAGCCUGACAUCCCCGGCGGUCUGUGCUCCAAAGGGUGUCCUUCAUCCAACGACCGUCUCAUCUACCUCAACACGGGCCUGACCAGCACCAAAAACUACGGCAAGACCAUCCUCACAAAGGAAGCCGACCUCGUGACCACGCAUGAGCUGGGACACAACUUUGGGGCGGAGCACGACCCGGACAAUAUUCCCUACUGUGCGCCCCGCGAGGACCAGGGUGGCAAAUACGUUAUGUACCCCAUCGCUGUGAGCGGCGACCAUGCCAACAACAAGGUCUUCUCCAACUGUUCCAAGCGCUCCAUCGUGAAGCGCCUCAGGUCCAAGGCACCGUCCUGCUUCAAGGAGAGGACAGUCAACGUGUGCGGGAACUCGCGUGUGGAACACGGCGAGGAGUGUGACCCGGGUUUGCACGUCAAAUCCGACCCCUGCUGCACCGCCGAGUGCCGCCUGCGGCCCGGCGCACUUUGCAGCGACAGGAACAGCGCCUGCUGUAGGAAGUGCCAGCUGGAAGCGGCGGGCGAAGUGUGCCAGGAGCCCAUCGACGCCACAUGCAAGGGUCGCUCGUUUUGCACAGGCUCCAGCAAAGACUGUCCUCCACCGCAGAACGCUCCAAACAAAACGUCCUGCUUGGACAAUGGCGAGUGUCAGGAUGGCGAGUGCGUCCCCUUCUGUCUCGCCGUCCUCAAGCUGCAGCCAUGCGCCUGCAACGAGACCAACGCUUCCUGUAAGGUGUGCUGCCGUGGAAGCAAUGGUGUGUGCGCCCCCUACCGGGACUCGGCGGGUCACUUCCUGUUCCUACGUAAAGGCAAACCGUGUACGGUGGGCUUCUGCGAUGGAGCGGGGAAGUGCAUGAAGCAGGUGCAGGACGUGGUGGAGCGUCUUUGGGACUUCAUCGACAAGCUGGACAUCAACACCUUCGCCAAGUUCCUGGCUGACAACAUCGUGGGCUCUGUGGUGGCGUUCUCCCUCCUGUUGUGGAUCCCCUUCAGCAUCCUUGUACACUGCGUGGACAAGAAACUGGACCAGCAGUACGAGCAGACCAACAAGUCUCUCUUCUUCCCCAGCAAUGCAGAACUCCUGAGCAGCCUGGAAUCUGCCUCAGUGCGAAUCUUCAAACCUUCCAACCCGACCUAUGCUGGACCACGCUUUCAGGCGCCCAGCCCCGCCCCUCCGGAGAGCCCCCGUAUGGCCACCAUCAAGGAGGACCCCAGCUUUGACGAGGAGGCGCUGCAGGAGGCGUUCGGUCGGCCGCAGGGAUCGGCGCCACGUUCCUUCGAGGACCUGACAGAGCAAAGCGUGGCCCUCAGAAAGGUCAGAGUUCAGCGUCAGCGUCACGUGGACGCCAAAGAGACACAGUGCUGACCAGCCAAUCACAGACGUUCACGCACUUUGCGUUAUUUGCUCCGUUGCCAUGGUAAUACACAAAAAAAAAUGCCCAUCAAAGCAAACGUUUCCUUUAAUCAACAAAAAUAAACAUGAAAAAAGACAUAUCACAGGGUGGGCGUGGUCUCUCAGAGGGGGGGGCAAAGGGCAUCAUAGAGCCGAUGCAUGGCGACUUCCAACAUCUCCCUCAGAGACUCGUCCUCGCCGCACGUCACGACCUGCGUGUCACAGAUGUCAGGUCAGCACAGCUAACUUUUAGUAUAUAGUAAAGUAUAUAAUAAAAUAUAUAACUAAGUGUGUAUAUAUAUAUAUAUAUAUAUAUAUAUAUAUAUACACACAUAUACGUAUAACUAAGUAUAUAACUUUAUUGUGAGGCAGAACUCACCAAGCGUUGGAUUGUUCGCCCAUUCGUAGGGAACGGGUGCUUUACAACAUUUACCCGCCUGACGAUUGUUGUUGCUAUAGUAACGCAAUCCGUACUGGUACUGUAGACAUGUUCCAUCAUGUGGAGAACAUGUCUACAUCCGGUUAGCCUAUUUUUUUUCAGCAGUCGUGAAUUAGGCAUGUCAUCCAAGUCAUCCGUCCAUCUAUUUUACAGCAGUUACAAAGCGUAAACUUCCGGUAAGAAGAUUCCGACUACGCAAUAAACGUUUUUUGGCCACUGAAAAUAAGAUAAGCUUAGAUGGAUGAUAUUUCUCCAUUUAGAGAGGAAAUAAAGAGCAGAAUCCUGGAGAUUAAUUAAUUAAUUAAUUAAUUCAUUCAUUCAUUUUCUUCCGCUUUUCCUCACGAGGGUCGCGGGGGGUGCUGGAGCCUAUCCCAGCUGUCUUCGGGCGAGAGGCGGGGUACACCCUGGACUGGUGGCCAGCCAAUCACAGGGCACAUAUAGACAAACAACCAUUCACACUCACAUUCAUACCUAUGGACAAUUUGGAGUGGCCAAUUAACCUAGCAUGUUUUUGGAAUGUGGGAGGAAACCGGAGUACCCGGAGAAAACCCACGCAUGCACGGGGAGAACAUGCAAACUCCACACAGAGAUGGCCGAGGGUGGAAUUGAACCCUGGUCUCCUAGCUGUGAGGUCUGCGCGCUAACCACUAGACCGCCGUGCCGCCCGGAGAUUAAUUCAUUAUUGAAAUCUGCUGAUGCUUGUUUACAUUCAAAUAUCACUGCAUUUUGUGUGUUUUAUUAUAUUUAUUCAUAUGCAAGUGGAUAUGACGUGCAUGUGCUACAUGCAUUGCAGAGUUUUUUUUAAAGUAGCUCAGUCUUGGGGAUAGAAGCUAGAAACAGCCGCAUGCUAGCAAAAUCCCGAUUAAAAAACCCUGAAUAUAUUAAAUAUGUAAAUAAAGUAUGGUUAUUGACCAUUUUGUUCAUUCAUUUACAAAUACAUUACUUGUCGUAACAAUUAGCAAAAGGAGGAAGUGACAUGGGUCUCAGGUGUAAAACCAACCGUGUUUCCGAUACGUAGUACCUAAUGACGAUCCUGCUAGCUAGCAGCUAAAGUUAAAAGUGCAGACAAAAAGCAAAGAGUUGACACUCACUCUUCUCUCCGGGUCCACGAUCGCCGACACGCCGUCCACGUUGACCGUUACAUGUUUGUCGUCUUUGAAAUGUACACAAUCGUCUCCGAACAUGUCACUACACACAAACACACACACAGUCAUUGGUUCAUCCAUCUUAUAGUAAAACGCUAACAUCCUGUGUCGAUGUCGAAUGUUUCAUUCAUCUUACGGACAAAAAUUAAAACGAGGAUCAGACUCACUGCAGCAUGAGUUCCAGCCUCUCAAUGAAGACUUCCUGGUCGAAGGUUUCCGGCCGAGCUUCCAGAACUGAAAAGCAAGCAAACACUUGGUGUCAAAAGGCAUGAAGGCAUCAAGGGGGCGGCGUGCUGCCUUCGCUGACUUUUCUGAGCGUUGGGGUUGGACUGGACCUCCAGCACCACCGUGGUCACCACGUCGGCAUACAUGUCAUUCAGCGGGUUGGCGAGCCACUGAGGAAACAACAACAACAGGAAGGUUUGACUGGCGGCAUCGAAUGACAUCAUCAUGCUUCCGCGUUCGGGUCAGACCUCCAGCAGAACCAUGCCGCCUUCGUGGACCAUGGUGAUGUUCUUGAAGAUCUUGAAGGUCAUCUUCUCUGCAGUCUCCAGUUGUUCCACAUCACCUGAACACACUCGCAUCAUGAUGCACCGACACGUGAAGCCCGACUGGGAAGCGUGCAAAACACGGGCGUCUCACCAGCAAGGCAUCGGAGUUGUGUUACCAGCAGCGAGAUGGGUCCAGUGUAGGGGAUGGCUUGUGUUUGUGUCACGGUACCAACGUUCAAGUCUGUGUACUCUGAACAAUAAAAAAAACUUGACAAUCAACAAACGACUACAUUUACAUGACAGUGUUUCCCAUACGUACGGCUGCAAUAAACACAUUAUAACGGGACUGUUUAUGAAUCGUUACAACUCUGCACAGUAGGUGGCGCCAUACAUCCCAACUCUGCUUAUGAACUGAGACGACAUCAUGUAGCUGCCCCACAACCCACCCACCACCACACAUA